GAGAGAGAGAGACGCAGAGGCUUUUUAAUUUAUCUGAAGCUUUGACGUGCUCCAUGGCUGGUUACUAUAUUUCUGAAGCUUUCGGUCACUGAGGAGACGAUGGAAAAGAGGAAUGAGAAGUUGUUCUCAAGAAAAAGAAGUUUCACAUUUGGAGCCUAUGGAGGGAUUGACAAAUUUAUCAGUGGCAAUGAGAGCAGUCGGUCAGAUUCUAUAGGACACACCAUUCUGGACAUCCUGGACUCUCCAUCCAAUGAGACCAAACCUUUUGUACCCACUAACUCCAACCAGAAGGUGACGGAGCUGUUUGAGAUUAUUGAAAAGCUACAGGGCAGCAGAUUAGAUGAGCAGCGCUGCGAGUUUCCUCCACCUUUCAAGUCCCGGCUACUGAAAAUCGGAGACGGCCUACCCCUUAUCCUAUCUCCUAAAUCUGGAGGUUACUGGAUCGACCCCCCGCUGGACAAACGUGUGGAGACAAGCCCCACAUCCUCACAGGCUGCGUUCGGCCUGGAAAGCUAUGACAUCAUGGAGAGAGACAGCGAGGCCAAGAUGUACCAGGAGUUCUUCAGGCACAGGUUCCAUCAAAACUUCACUGCUGUGGACCCGUCACUAGGACCGCUGGUUCUGUCCAUCUGUUUGGAGGACGAGGAGAACAAACUGAGAGUGAUCCUGAGGUUGAACGAGUGCUCUCUGCAUGGGACGUUUUCCAUUUCUCUUUUUCCACAACUCCCCACGGCGGUGGAGCUCGCAAAGAUGCUGUGUUCCAAUGUGAGUGUGUCCACUUUUGAGGUGGUCAGCUACCUAAAGGCUCCAGAGCUCAUAACGACAUUUGAUGAGCACAGGAUGUCUCAGAACUUUAAGUUUGGGGUCUUAUAUCAGAAAGAAGGGCAGUUGACAGAGGAGGACAUUCUCAGUAACAAUGAAGAGAGUGAGGAGUUUAAGGACUUCCUCUCCAUACUGGGACAAACAGUCAAACUGCGAGGAUUCUUGGGGUUCAGAGGUGGACUAGAUGUGUCUCACGGCCAGACAGGAAGUGAGGCAGUGUUCACAUCCUUCCAUGGGAGAGAGAUCAUGUUCCAUGUUGCCACUAAACUGCCCUUUACAGAUGGAGAUGCUCAACAGCUUCAGAGGAAAAGGCACAUUGGGAACGAUAUUGUCGCUGUGGUUUAUCAGGAGGGUCACACCCCUUUCAUCUGUGAUGUCAUCAGCUCCCACUUCCUGCACUGCUUCAUUGCUGUGAGGAGGGUGAAGCGGGAGAAUGGGGCUGAUGGUGGAGAUGGAGGGGCAUUUCAGGUGUCUAUCACUGCUAGAGGGGAUGUUCCACCUUUUGGACCACCCCUCCCUAGUCCUCCCAUUUUUUCAGAGGGCUCUGUGUUCCGGGAGUUUCUCUUGACAAAGCUCAUCAAUGCUGAGAUUUCCUGUUACAAGGCUGAACGUUUUAGUAGACUAGAGUUGCGGACACGUUCCUCACUUUUGGAGGCGCUGCGCUCAGAACUGUCCUCCCGCUCCCAGUGCAUGGUGGGAGAACCUGUGCAGACUGGUGCCCCUCUCAGUGAGGGGACAAGGGGAGCUACAGAAGGUGGAGGAGGUUUCAUUGAGAACUUCAAGAGAGCUAUCAGAGUGCGCAGUCACUCUUUUGACACGCUGGGAGGUACAAAGAAGGCAGGAGGGGCAGGAACACCAAAGCAAAGGUGAGUCAGGCCAGAAGAUGCCCAUUCCGGUGAGCGACAGCCUGGCCUCUACAGAUGUCAGAGGUCACACAAGCCCCCAGGAAGACAUGUAGCACACUGCCUGGUGACACCAAUCGUAAAGAUUAUCCUUGUCUGACAAGAGACAAGACUGGAUAUUUCAGUAUUGAGGAAAUCAGAAUAAGAUACACCCCAGCUUCACUACAAAGACCAGUCAAAAGAUAGAGACCCCAUUGCCUUGGAUUUGUAUCUGUCUCAGUCGGUACAAAAAAAUAUAAUAGUAUAAUUAUCUCAAUAUUUUUGUCCCUGAACAUGUAAAAUAUGAUGUGCACAAAUUAUAUAGAUAUUUUUUAUAGAUAACUAGUAAAUUACACACCUUAGACAAGUAUUCAUAAAAGAAUGGGAUUCUUUGGAGCAGCCGCACACGGUCAGAUAAAAGAAUAAAAAGCCCCCCACCUAAUUCAACAUUCAUGAAUUUAGAAGCAUAAUGUUAUUACUAGAGAACAUCCUCUGUUUUACUUUACUGUCCAUGAUUAAACAUGUAAACUCAUGAGCAGAGAAAAAGAGUAGAAGCCAAACCCGAUCCUGUACUGAGCUACAGUGGAAACAUAUUUAGACACGAAAAUGCAGGUGAAUUCUGUUGUACUACUAAACUAACACACAGAAGUAGCUCAGAUUAUUUAUGUAAAAUUAUUUAAUUAAACAACUACACAAAUUCAACUUCACAUCGUAAAGGCCAAAGCUUCAAAUAAUAGAACAGGUUGGCUUAAUUACAGUAAUGGAGUUUAUAGAACUUUUUAUCAUUACCCUAAAUGUAUUGGAUUCGCCAAGAAAUGUGUUUGAAGUUUGUAGUGGAGUUAUGAGGUAGCUAGAUUUCUGGUAGAGAACAGAAUGCAUGGUUCGGUCAAUGAUACGUUCCUCAGGACCCUGAAGCAACAUAGCAACCCACACCAUCACAUGUCUCUGUAUUUAACUUUUGGUAUGCUGUUCUGUCCGAAUUUUUGUGUAAAAAACGUUUUGCCCUUUGACGUAAGAAGACACACAUCAUCCAGAAAGUGCUGCUUUUGACUAAAUAGACCAAAGAAGAUUAUUCUAAAUGACUUGGUGUCAUAACAUUUUACAUUCAAUAUGUAAAGACGCUUAAUGUAUUUUGUUCCACGGGUGUUUAUCUCUUUUUAUUGUAAGCUUUAACUGAAGCAAGUGAGGCCUGUAGUUCCUUAGAUGUUAUUCAAAAUUUUUGGUGAUUUCUCUGAGAAGUCAUCUCAUGGAGAAUUUUUGUGGCCACUUCUAAAACAUCAAGGUUUUCUCCAGUUGGUUCUCCAGAAAUGGCUUUGUACCUUUUUAGACUUUAAGGAACUUAAACUUUUCUUUUCAUUCCUUCUGGAUUUUCUUCGGCUUUUUGGCAUGAUGUGCUUCUUGUUGAGAUUGACUUAUGAACUAAUAUAUACAAAGUUUGUUGAAAAGGACACAAUUACUAUAAUCAAUUCCUUUUUUUUUUCAAAAAGAAAUUACAUCAUGAUAAUUUACCUACAGAAAUGAAAUAAUUUUACAAAAAAAAAAAAAAAAACUAAUAAUUAAUUAUAUGUCCCUUUUGCUGGAUAAAAGCCUGCAGUCAUUUGCUUUUAUUUUUAACAAGUCUCUGAUAUCUCCUAAGGAAUCCCAGCCCACUGUUCUUCUUCAGUUUGCCCCACAUGAUUUUAAUGGGAUUCAAGUCAGGGCUAUAUUCAGGCCUGUCAAUAACAUUCACUUUGGUCUUCUGGAUGUAGAUCUUCACCAGGAGUGAUGUAUGUUUUGGGUCAUUGUCAUGUUGGAAGAGAAUGUGACAACCCAGACUAAGUUUUGAUGCUGACUGCAGAUUAUUUUUCCUGAAAUUUCAAUUCCACUUUGACGAUAUUCCCACGUCCAGAUGCACUGAAGCGCCACACAACACAAAACAUUUUCAACUUCUUUUUUAUUUCAAGCAUUAGCAUAAGCAUCUGACCUGGCUUUCAGUAUUUCUAAAGGUUGUCUUUCAACCUCACAAUUCAUUCCUGUGCAGGGCUCCAGUGAUUAUCUUUUUUGAGACAACAAUUUCAUACUGUGUGUAAAUUGGAAAAAACCCUCAAAUGUGACUUGAUUUAAAAGCUUUAAUAAUCUUUACAAGUUAAAAUGCACCAUUGCACAGCAGCAGUCUGUUAUAUGACUCAAUAAAAAAGGCUGUUCUUUUAAAGGGGGAAUUAAUAUUGACACGUGAU
Messenger RNA from Astyanax mexicanus (Mexican tetra), 3919 nucleotides. RefSeq names its product RAP1 GTPase activating protein-like (gene rap1gapl). Bases 100 to 1692 code for a protein of 530 amino acids. Lineage: Eukaryota; Metazoa; Chordata; Actinopteri; Characiformes; Acestrorhamphidae. Gene Ontology annotation, biological process: regulation of small GTPase mediated signal transduction; activation of GTPase activity. The record is from RefSeq and is a predicted model, not a curated record. The transcript is spliced from 18 exons. Gene Ontology annotation, cellular component: cytoplasm. Gene Ontology annotation, molecular function: GTPase activator activity.